Messenger RNA from Lactuca virosa, 3862 nucleotides. NCBI's taxonomy places the organism in Eukaryota, Viridiplantae, Streptophyta, Magnoliopsida, Asterales, Asteraceae. The record is from the annotation of a GenBank genome assembly.
AAAAGCCAUAACCUUUUAACUGUACGAAUCUGACGACGGCGUUUGAGCAAUUGUUUUCAGCAGGGAGACCGUUGUAAUAAAACCACCAACAGCCUCCGUCGGAAUCAUAUUUUCCACUUCUCUCCGUCGAGGGAGUAUUCCACUCCUUCAUGCUCUAACAGCCGUAACUAACAUUUCAGGGAAAUGGAUAUACUCUUUGCUCAGAUCCAAGCGGAUCUCCGCUCCAACGAUGCCCUCCGCCAAUCAGGAGCCCUACUCCAGGCACUCCAACAAUCUGCAGCCGGACGUGACAUCUCGGUCAUUGCCAAGUCCGCCGUCGAAGAGAUCGUGGCUUCUCCUGCCUCCGCCGUCUCAAAGAAGUUAGCCUUUGACCUUAUUCGAUCCACUCGCCUCACAACCGAUCUAUGGGAGAUCGUAUGCACUGGCAUUCACAACGAUCUGGAAUUCCCGGACCCCGACGUCACUGCCGCCGCCGUUUCUAUCCUUGCCGCCAUCCCGUCCUACCGGCUUGGAAAGCUUAUUACUGAUAGCAAUAAAGAAAUAUCCAGCUGUUUUGAUUCGACUAGUGAUAAUUUGCGGUUUUCAAUUACUGAAACCCUAGGUUGUAUCCUCGCUCGUGACGAUCUGGUGACUUUGUGUGAGAACAACAUCAAUUUGUUAGAUAAGGUGUCUAAUUGGUGGACUCGGAUCGGGCAAAACAUGCUGGACAAAGCUGAUAAUGUUUCGAAGGUGGCAUUUGAAUCGGUUGGAAGGUUGUUUCAGGAGUUCGAAUCGAAGAGAAUGAGUCGAUUGGCUGGAGACAAGCUUGUGGAUAGUGAAAAUUCUGUUGCGAUCAGGUCAAAUUGGGUGUCAUCGAUGGUGGAAUUUGUUUGGAAGAGGCGAAACGCUUUAAUGGCAAGGUCAUUAAUUCUUCCAGUGGAGAGUUUUAGGUCCAGUGUGUAUCCGCUUGUUUAUGCCGUAAAAUCUGUUGCAUCCGGCUCAAUCGAGGCUUUUCAGAAGCUCUCAAGGUCUUCGAAGAAAACAAAUAUCAGCAAUUUGGAUUCAAGCAAAGCAGAGAGGUUUGUGGGAGUGUCAGAUGUAGUCACCCAUUUGGCUCCCUUUCUGUCAUCUUCUUUAGACCCAUCAUUGAUUUUCGAGGUGGGGAUUAACAUGUUGUAUCUGGCUGAUGUUCCUGGUGGCAAGCCUGAGUGGGCUUCAGCUUCGAUUAUUGCAAUUCUCACACUUUGGGACAGACAAGAAUUUUCUUCUGCUAGAGAGAGUAUAGUUAGAGCUGUUGUUACGAACCUACAUCUCCUCGAUCUUAGUAUGCAGGUGUCAUUAUUCAAAAGGCUGCUUCUGAUGGUGCGAAACUUGAGGGCAGAAUCAGACCGAAUGCAUGCUUUAGCAUGCAUCUGUCGUACAGCUCUCUGUGUUGAUCUUUUUGCAAAAGAAAGUGUUCGAAGAGGCCAAAAACCUCUCUCAGGAACCGACAUCGCAUCACUUUUUGAAGACACCAGAAUCAAAGAUGACCUCAACACUGUGACAAGCAAAAAUUUAUUCAGAGAAGAACUGGUGGCCACUUUAGUAGAAAGCUGCUUCCAGCUGUCACUCCCAUUACCCGAACAAAAAAAUUCAGGCAUGGAAAGUAGAGUGAUUGGAGCAUUGGCUUAUGGAACCGGUUAUGGUGCAUUAAAUUGGACCGAACCAGCUUUAGAAGUAGUGGAGGUCUGUCGUCCUUGUGUGAAAUGGGACUGUGAGGGUCGAACUUAUGCUGUUGAUUGUUACUUAAAGCUACUGGUCAGACUUUGCCAUAUAUUUGAUACCAGGGGUGGGGUCAAACGAGUCAAAGAUGGGGCAUCUCAAGAUCAGAUUUUGAACGAAACCCGUUUACAAAAUUUGCAACGACAACUCGUCAAUGAUCUGCUUGAGGUGAAUACCCCUAGAAUUGCUGCCCGGCUUAUUUGGGCAAUUUCAGAACACAUUGAUUUAGAAGGCUUGGAUCCUCUUUUAGCUGAUGACCCAGAGGAUGCAUUAAACAUCAUCAUAUCAAAAAUCCACAAGAUCUUGUUCAAUGCUGACUCAUCUGCGACUGAAACGAAUAAGCUCCAGGAUGUUCAAGCAGUUCUUUUAUGUGCUCAAAGAUUGGGCUCACGUAAUGCUAGGGCCGGCCAGUUGCUCACAAAAGAGCUAGAAGACUUCAGGGCUGAUCCUUUGACUGAUUCUGUCAACAAACAUCAGGCCCGUAUGAUAUUACAGAGAAUCAAAUAUGUUUCCAGUCAUUCUGAUGACAAGUGGGCUGGUGUUAGUGAAGCAAGAGGAGACUACCCAUUCAGUCACCACAAACUAACAGUUCAAUUCUACGAAGGCUCAGCAGCCCAAGACCGAAAACUGGAAGGAUUAGUUCACAAAGCUAUUCUAGAACUAUGGAGACCCGAUCCGAGUGAACUAACUCUAUUAUUAACAAAAGGAGCGGAUGCUACUACUUCACUAAAAGUUCCUCCAAAUGCACACACAUUAACCGGUAGUAGUGAUCCCUGUUACGUGGAAGCAUACCACUUAUCAGACCCAAGCGAUGGCAGAAUCACACUUCAUUUAAAAGUUCUAAAUCUAACCGAAAUGGAACUUAAUCGGGUCGACAUCCGGGUCGGGUUAUCCGGCGCUUCAUAUUUCAUGGACGGGUCCCCCCAAGCAGUUCGACAGUUACGCGAUCUAAACUCUCAGGAACCCGUAUUAUGCAGCGUCACAUUGGGGGUGUCUCAUUUUGAAAGAUGUGCGCUUUGGGUACAAGUGUUGUACUACCCGUUUCAUGGACAUGACAUUGCAGGGCAUGAAGGUGACUACACUGAAGAAGAUCAACAAAUCAUCAGACAAAGAAGAAACUUAAAGCCGGAAUUAGGAAAGCCUGUAAUCAUGAGAUGCCAGCCUUACAAGAUUCCAUUAACCGAGCUUUUAUUGCCUCAUAAAAUCUCACCCGUGGAGUAUUUUCGCCUCUGGCCUAGUUUACCGGCCAUGGUGGAGUUCACAGGUACUUAUACAUACGAAGGUAGCGGGUUUAAGGCCACAGCUGCUCAGCAAUACGGUUCUUCCCCUUUCUUGAGUGGGCUCAGAUCUUUAUCUUCCAAGCCUUUUCAUAGAGUUUGCUCUCACAUUAUCCGAACUGUAGCUGGGUUCCAGCUAUGUUUUGCUGCAAAGACAUGGCAUGGGGGUUUUGUGGGGAUGAUGAUAUUUGGUGCAAGUGAAGUGAGUAGAAACGUAGACUUGGGUGAUGAAACAACAGCUAUGAUAUGUAAGUUUGUGGUUAGGGCAUCAGAUGCAGCCAUUAUAAAAGAAGUUGGUUCGGAUCUACAGUCAUGGUGUGAUGAUCUUACUGAUGGGGGUGUCGACUACAUGCCGGAAGAUGAAGUCAAGCUGGCUGCUGCUGAGAGGCUACGUGUAUCCAUGGAACGGAUAGCUAUUUUAAAGGCGGCUCAGCCGCCUCCUAAAGCCCCAAAAAUUGAAGAAGAAGAAGAAGAAGAAGUAAAAGAUGACGUGGACAGUGAUGAUGAUGACGUGGUGGACAAGAAGGAAAGUGGGGAGGACGGAAAGAAGAAACACAAGGGUCCCACAACUUUGUUUGAGUUGACACCGGAGGAGGUGGAGCAUCGUGCGCUUCAAACUGCGGUGUUGCAGGAAUGGCAUGCGCUGUGUAAAGAUAGAAACACCAAAGUUAAAUAGGACAAGUUUCAAGUUUUUUGGCGGGAGUUUUGCAUAGUUUUGUUUUUAUAAGUGGUUAUUGAGGCUGUGACGUCAGAGUGUUUUCUUGUUAUUUGUUUGUCUAAUUCCGUGGUUGUGUUGUAUUCUUGUACUCUUUUUCAGGCACAUAGUGAUUCAUUUCUUUUCUGUA